Molecule: messenger RNA, 4274 nt
Organism: Nerophis ophidion (straightnose pipefish)
Lineage: Eukaryota; Metazoa; Chordata; Actinopteri; Syngnathiformes; Syngnathidae
Gene: rad18
Product: RAD18 E3 ubiquitin protein ligase
Exons: 13
Coding region: 127-1584 (485 amino acids)
Biological process (GO): protein monoubiquitination; DNA damage tolerance
Cellular component (GO): nucleus; Rad6-Rad18 complex
Molecular function (GO): ubiquitin protein ligase activity; single-stranded DNA binding
Source: RefSeq, a predicted model, not a curated record
UUUUGAGCGGAAGUCGUCAUAUGACGUCACUUCGUGGCUGUGUGAGCGGGACUUUAGUUUGUCAAACCGCAAGAAAGUUUAGUAACGCCUGAAGUACCGCUCGAUUUAUCCAGCAUUGAUUUUAAAAUGGAAUCUGAUGCACCACCAACCAUAACAUGUUUGAAAAAUGUUGACGAUUUGCUGCGAUGUCCCAUUUGUAUGGACUUCCUUAAUAUUUCAAUGAUGACCAAGUGCUCUCACAAUUUCUGCUCGUUGUGCAUCAGAAAAUUCUUCUCCUAUAAGCUGCAGUGUCCAGUUUGCAAUACACAAGCGACAGAGCAAGAUCUGCGAAACAACCGGUUACUGGAUGAGUUGGUGGUGGGCUUUCAUACUGUAAGACAACAAUUGUCAAAAACCCACUUUGAAUCCCCACCGAUGUCCCCAAAAAGCCCAACCUUGGUGAAGUGUAAAACUCCCAGAGACAAAAGCCAGAAAUGCAAGAGCUCUGUCAUGAGCAAUUUUUUCCAGAAGAGGCCCAAAACGUCUUGCGCUGAAAACGACAAGGAUGCCACACCAGUUGUUCAGAGGAGGAGUAAACGCACAAACAAUGGUAACUUUUACACAGAUACAAACACGAUGACUGUGAAGGAAGAGACCAUGGAUGCGGAGGAAGCAUCAUUCUCACAGGCAGACAUGGCGUUGCCCAGCAUCAGCACUGCGGAAGACAGGCCUCAUUCUUCAUCAUUGCUGCCAAAUAAUGAGACUCUCGUAAUCAAAGUGGAGUGCCCAGUGUGCUCUGUCAGCGUGUCUCAGCAGUUCAUCAACAAACAUCUGGACAUGUGUCUCAGAAGUGGAGAGAAAAAACAGAGCUUGAGAAGCUCCUUUAGCAAGACAAGGCGCCCUAUGGUGAAACUGGUGUACAGUCUGCUGUCCGUGCAGGAGUUGAGAAGGCGGCUCAAGGAAUGCCAUCUCUCGGUGCAUGGCACCCGAGAUCAGCUGAUCAAGAGGCACAGGGAGUUUGUGCACAUCUAUAAUGCCCAAUGUGACUCCUUCAACCCAAAAUCAGCUGAAGACAUUGCCAAAGAGGUGGUAACCAGCGAGAAGAUCAAAAAUCAGUUGCAGAUCCAAAGCAAACCUGUUAUGGUUUUCGACAAAAAUCACUCCGAGAAGGAGAUUGAUGAGGUGCAUUCAAAGUAUCGAAAGCAACACAGCAGCGACUUCUCCCGCUUGGUUGCUCAGGUACGUGGUCGCCUAGAUACCACCAGGAAAACUCGGAUAAAAGAGGAAGUCACUGCAGGCGGAGAGCAUGUAGAAGAAACACCUAAGGCCGAUCAAGGGGAAGAAUCACAGAGGUAUGUUGAUAUCAAUAUGGAAGAAGAAGUAGAGGACGGAAAGGAGCCAUCUGCGAGAGCCUAUGUUUUGUCAAACAGCCCCUCUUACGAUGACGUAUCCAUCAGCAGUUCAAUUUCAGACAUCUUUGCACCAGACACUUCCUUAAAUUGUGCACCAGAGACGAGGUCCGUCAAAAAGCAGGCAACUCGUCCCAUCGCCGCCUCGUCAUCCACUGUGGGGAAACGCCUCCGCAAAACUCGACUGAUUGAUUGAGGACGACACCCUCCCAAGACAAGACUUGAAUAUGAAAAGGACAUUUGUAUGUGACAUUUUUUUGUUACGUCACGUUUAAUUUAACCUAUUGUGUUACCUUGUUAUCCACUGUGAACUAUGUGUCCCUCAGUUUCAUUGCGUUGUUGAUACAGUAUACCACUUAGGUGAGUACACCCUUCACUUUCCAGCUAGCAUAUUCUCCACUUGGAUAUACUUUAGAGUAGUCCGUGUAUAGCAGCGUAUAUUUACUAUCAAGGAAAAAUGAGUCAACACACAGUAAUUGUGUAUAAAGCUGUAAACACACGGUAGUGUCAUGGCCUGGGGUUGCAUGAUUACUGUGGAGCUGUGGUUCAUUGAGAGGACGUGAAUGCCCACAAACACUGUGCUAUUAUAGAGUAGAGUGGAAUUAGGAUUCCGGUGACAACCUGUGCAGCUCCGGUGAGUUCCACGUCCAAGAGGAUUAAGGCAGUGCUCGACAACAUUUCCUGUGAGGUGUACUUGCCAGAUUUUUAACUAUUAGGUCUGUGUAACUCAUUUUCAGUAGAUAGUAAAUCCAUACAGUGGAACUUCGAUUCAGCAAAUCAAUUGGUUUUUUUAACCUAAAUAGUAAAGUUUUCAGACAUCCUUCCAUCCAUUUACUACCGCUUAUUCCCUUUGGGGUCGCGGAGGGCGCUGGUGCCUAUCUCAGCUACAAUCGAACGGAAGGCGGAGUACACACUGGACAAGUCGCCAUCUCAUCGCAGGGCCAACACAGAGAGACAGACAACAUUCACACAUUAGGCCCAAUUUAGUGUUGACGAUCAAUCCCAAACAUGCAAAUAUGAAUAUUAGGCACCAGCCUUGACAUAAGUCCAUAUUUUAGUAAAGGUUUGGACACAAUAUAAAGUGCUGGAGAGUACUGUAAAUCAAACAAACCUAACAGGGUGGUCAUUGAUCCACCUUCCACUUUAGACUUAGAUUGCCUUUUUAUUGUCAUUCUAAUUUGAACUUAACAGUUUUAGAGUUUUGAUAACAAAAACGAGCUGAUUUGUCCUCAUAUGCCGCCGCCCUGCCACAUACUUUGUCAGUAGCUCUGUGGUGCAAAACCUAACUUCAACAGCCAGGUCACUACAAUUCAUUAGGCAUAAACAAAUAAUCCACUGUACUGUAGGAAGAGGAUUCAUAUGGCCCCAUUCAUCACGGUGUACCUGACACAUAAAAAUGUGACAAUUAGAGGGAGUCCACUUAUCUUCUUUAGUGUUAUUUAAAAAGAUGUGUACUCACGUGAGAUCCACCCAGGAAUGGGGCCAUAUGAAUCCGUUCCCUACUGUACUUUGUUGAUUAAUAUUCUUUGUGUGCAGCUGAAGAGCAAAAGGUGUCGACAACGCUGUGGAUACUUUUUGAACGUUUCAAACCUCACAUCUCAUGUUCAUUGCUUUCUUUGGACUCAUGUUGAGCUUUUAAUGACAGCACUGUUCUGCUGACGGAAUAAGUUGGAUGUGCCCGCCCACAAUGGAUGUGCUGCCUGGCACCAAAUGGGUGGAGGAAACGAAGGUUCGUACAUCAAAGCAUAUUUAAUUUUAUCAGUCUGUGGUUCAUAAAUCAAAAAUGUUUUAUAUUUAAGGGUUAUUAAAUCAAGGUUCAAUUGUACUGCUGUACAAGCUGUACACCGACUAUACAGUAUGUUCAUGUCACUUGAGAAGAUCUCAAAUAAUUACUGAAAUAUUAAGGGUAUGUUCACUUUAGUUCAGAGUUUCUACAUUUACAGGUUUAUUAGUGUUAAAACCAGCUAUACAUAUUGAUGAAAUGUUUGAUCAAUUGGAGUGGAUUUGUUUAUUUUAUUUUUAGGAUUUGUAGCGCCACGUGAAGCAAAACAAAACUUUCGGACUUGGCGUUUGUUAUUGAAUUAAAAACUCUACAACUGGGCCCCUCGGGAUAACAAGGCUUCUUAUCUGUUUUUUUUGUGUUGAGUUAACUCAUACGCUCACAAAGCCGAUAAAAAUAUUGAAACAUGGUAGAGUUGAUGAUCAUUUUAAUUCAAUCAAUCCAAUGCUGACGGAAACCUCGGGUCAAGCAAGCGUGUCUACCUUCCACACUCGUAGGGAGGAGACAUGGUGUUUAUGUAGUGAGCGAGAAUUUAGUCUGGAUUGAAAACAGACUGCCUGGAGCCCGGAUGGAACGCGACGCUCUUAUCUGUCCCAUCAGGCCCAGAAGAGACACUUAGACAAAUGCCAAACUCAUAGCUACACUGCUCAUUACACCUCGUCUGAUCCUGUCCCCUUUGACUUGUCCUCCGCACCGUACCGAUGUUUACCUUUCUUCCAAUUAGCACCGCUCUUCGUCCUGCUCGAAACAACACUCGAGUCCCGACUGCUCUCUGGCCCUUACCUCAUUUCCGAGAAGACUGACAGUCCUAACAAGAACUGCGUACACAUGUGGUCUCUAGGCAUGACCUGCACUGACUCAAAGUUUUAUUGGAACCAUGGCUACUGCAUUUUUAAUGUGCGGGGAUGCUGAAAAAACACAUUAUUCAUCUUUGUAAACAACAUAACAAUGUGGUAAUUAAAUCACUAAUUUCUUUUAACCACCCCAGACCAACAACGUGGAUCAGAGGCUUGGUUAUGAAAGGUCUGUUUGCAUGUCUCUUUUGUCCUAACUUUGUAAAAUGGAAACAGAAUAAAUGAUCCCAUUAGGGGUCCCAGAAACGCACA